GCCGCAGCCGCAGCCGGACCCGCAGCAGGUGCAGGUGCAGCCGAGGCGGCCGGAGACAGGGAGCGGCGAGCCGGAGCGUGGGACCUGGGCUGAGGAGCGGGCUGUGCCGGGCAUGGCUCAAUUGGUCACCGUGCCCCCCAGCACCCAGCCGGUGCCCCCCAGCAGGGAGCCAGAGGGAGCUGCGCAGCCGCUGACCAUCACCAGCGCCGACGGCCUGGGCACGGCUGGACCUGGCCGCGCGCUGGCACCUGGGGGCCAGCCUGGGAUGGCCGUGCAGGAGCCAGAUGCAGGGAGCGGGCGCCCGUCGGCCCAAGCAGAAGAGCCCCCCCCGAACCUGCCGCCUGCCCAGGCCUAUUGCUGGGGGUCGCCCCAGUACCAGGGGGAGAGCAGGCAGGCAGCCCCCGCCCCAGCCAUCCUGACACCAGUCGCAGGGGGCUGCAGCGGUCCCGUGGCGCCGGCGGAGACCCUGUUCACCACACGUGCGGACGGGGCGGUGCGGCUGCGCCUGGACCCCGAGGGUCCCGGGGCCUUGCCCCCCAUCACCGUGCACCAGCUGUUCCAGGAGGCGGUGGAGCGCCACGGGGACCGGCCCGCCCUGGCGUACAAGCGGGGGCAGACGUGGGAGAGCCUCAGCUACCGGCAGUACCAGCAGCAGUGCCGGGCCGCCGCCAAGGGCUUCCUGAAGCUGGGCCUGGAGCGCUUCCACGGCGUCGCGAUCCUGGGCUCCAACAGCCCCGAGUGGGUCAUCGCUGACAUCGGGGCCAUCAUGGCCGGGGGCCUGGCGGUCGGGAUCUACAGCACCAGCUCCCCCGAGGCCUGCGGCUACGUCGCCGCCAACUGCGCAGCCAACGUGGUGGUGGUGGAGGACAACGCGCAGCUCAGCAAGAUCCUGCAGGUGCAGAAGCAGCUGCCCCACCUCAAGGCCAUUGUCCAGUACCGCGACCGGCUGGAGGAGAAGAGACCCAACGUGUACACGUGGGAGGAGUUCAUGGAGCUGGGGAGGACCGUGCCCGACUCGCAGCUGGACUCCAUCAUCCGCUCCCAGUGCGUGAACCACUGCUGCCUCCUGAUCUACACCUCGGGCACCACGGGCAUGCCCAAGGGCGUGAUGCUCAGCCAUGACAACGUGAUGUGGGAGAGCCGAAUAUUUAAGGAGGUGCUGGGGCUCCAGGGCCAUGAGGUGGUCCUCAGCUACCUGCCCCUGAGCCACGUUGCUGCGCAGUGCGGAGACAUCUGGGUAGUGAUGUCCGUGGGAGGCACCAUCUUCUUCGCACAGCCCGACGCCCUCAAGGGCUCCCUGCUCCCUACGCUGAAGGAGGUGCGCCCUACGUUCCUGUUCGCUGUGCCCCGCGUGUGGGAGAAGAUGGAGGAGAAGCUCAAAGCCGCCUUCAGCCAGUCGUCCCUGGUCAAGAGGAAGCUGGUGGAGUGGGCACGGGGCAUCGGGCUGCAGGCCAGCUACAGCCGCCUGGACGGGGACGGCUCGUUGCCCUGGGGCUUCGCCCUGGCCGAGCGCCUGGUGUUUAGGAAGAUGCGGGAGGCGCUGGGGCUGCAGCGCUGCGCCGUGCUGCUGACCGGGGCAGCGCCCAUCGCCAAGGACACGCUGGAGUUCUUCAUGAGCCUCCACUUGCCCAUCCUCCAGAUGUUCGGGUUGAGCGAGGGCAGUGGGGUGCACAGCACCUGCAUGCAUGAGGCCUUUUGCAUCAACAGCUGCGGGAAGGAGCUGCCAGGCUGCAGGUCCCGCAUCGAGCAGCCGGACGCAGAGGGCACGGGUGAGCUGUGCUGCUGGGGCCGCCACGUCUUCAUGGGCUACCUGGGCAUGGAGGCUGCGACGCGGGAGGCGCUGGACGAGGAGGGCUGGCUGCACACGGGGGACCUUGUGCGCCGUGACCCCGACGGCUUCCUCUACAUUGUGGGCAGGAUCAAGGAGCUGGUGAUCACGGCGGGCGGGAAGAACAUUGCCCCUGUGCCCAUCGAGGACGCAGUGAAGAGGGAGGUGCCGAUCGUCAGCAACGCGAUGCUGGUCGGCGACAGCAGGAAGUUCCUGUCCAUGCUGCUCACUCUGAAGUGCCAGGUGGAUCCGGAGUCGGGGGCGCCCCUGGACGAGCUGAGCCCCGAGGCCGUGCGGUUCUGCCGGGAGCUGGGCAGCCAGGCCACGCGGGUGUCGGAGGUGCUGAGCACGCGGGACCCGGCUGUGUACCAGGCCAUCCAGCAGGGUGUGGAGCGGGUGAACCAGCGUGCCCCGUCCCAUGCCCAUCGUGUGCAGAAGUGGGCCCUGCUGCCCAGGGACUUCUCCAUCACCGGUGGGGAGCUGGGUCCCACGGCCAAGCUGAAGCGGCGGGUGGUGCUGAGCGCCCACGAGGACACGAUCCGCGGCUGCUACCAGGACUAGCGGGACUGCCGGCUCCUGGGGCCGUGCAAGCAGCAACAAUAAAGUGCGGGACAAGCGGU
Messenger RNA from Alligator mississippiensis (American alligator), 2448 nucleotides. RefSeq names its product long-chain-fatty-acid--CoA ligase ACSBG2-like. Bases 113 to 2389 code for a protein of 758 amino acids. The transcript is spliced from 15 exons. Gene Ontology annotation, molecular function: long-chain fatty acid-CoA ligase activity. Gene Ontology annotation, cellular component: endoplasmic reticulum; membrane. Lineage: Eukaryota; Metazoa; Chordata; Crocodylia; Alligatoridae. The record is from RefSeq and is a predicted model, not a curated record.